Messenger RNA from Galleria mellonella (greater wax moth), 11948 nucleotides. It is a transcript of the gene unc80, whose product is annotated as protein unc-80 homolog. Gene Ontology annotation, biological process: monoatomic cation homeostasis. Gene Ontology annotation, cellular component: axon; cation channel complex. NCBI's taxonomy places the organism in Eukaryota, Metazoa, Arthropoda, Insecta, Lepidoptera, Pyralidae. The transcript has 67 exons. The coding region runs from base 163 to 10401 and encodes 3412 amino acids. The record is from RefSeq and is a predicted model, not a curated record. Gene Ontology annotation, molecular function: monoatomic cation channel activity.
CUGUUACUGCGCGUCUCUACCUGCGUUCUCAACGCCAUUUUCCACAUACCGUGCCGGUUCUGGGCCUCUUACCAAAAUGUAAACAGUACUCCUGUGUACUUCUUAUUUCGUGAACAUAGUUCAAAAUCAUCGAUAUUGAUAUUUUACUAAAUUGAAGUAAGAAUGAAGGACUCCAAUGACGAAGACCCCAACUCAGAGGAAGUGAUCCCAAUUCCUGUUCAGAUAUUCCUGUGGACACAAACCACGCCAUUCGUACGGCCUAGACUUGGAAAAGUUCACGAUGCAGAUUGCAUGUUUUGCCAACGAGCUCCUGGACACCAUGAAUUGAAAGAAGCUUGUAAGUCAUUUGAAAAAGUCUUGGUGCAGAAUAUCCGUAUUGAAUUAUCUCUGAGUUUGAAUGAGGCUAUAGAAGCAAUACCAAGAUGGCGCCUCAUACAAGCUGCAUUUCCCCAUGUGAUGCAUGCAUUGGCUGCGUUGUUGCACAACAGAGUAAAAGACAACAUGCAGUCCCUAGGCAAUGUGGAAACCAGAUUACUUUACACUUUGCAUUGGAUCCUCCUUGAUGCCUCAGAUGAAUGUGCUGAGAAUGAUUAUGAAAAUGGGAUUUUUAUAUCCAAUCCCUUUCACUACUUAUUUUCUAUACCGGCCAUGACUCUCUUUGUCUUCUUAUUUGCACCAAUAUCUCACCACCUCAAGGAGUCUGACUUCACUAUAAAUUAUCGAUUGGAGAAUGGUUUGAAGCUGUGGCAAGCAUUGUGGGAAUUCAGACAUCCUGAUGCACCAUGCUUCACCACACAUGUGAAACCUAAGCCUAAGCCUUUAGGUGGAAAAUUUUCUAAGCGUAAUCAGCAUGGAGAUGUGUUUAUGGGCCGCAAAUAUUCUAAAGAGGAAGGCCCAGUAAAUGGAAGCCCUCCAAGUCAAAAUAUAUCUAUCUCUCAACCUGAAGUACCAGUGAAACAAGCAAGUACAGAAGAAGAACCUUGGCUCUCUUCACCAAAAGAUACAAUCUUCCCUGAAACUAUUCCUGAAGAAAGCUCAAGCACUGAAGAAGAACAUGUGUUUAUUUACCGACUUCCUUCUGAACAAAACUUUGGUGGCGCUAUCAAAGAGACUUACACGGUAUACGCGGCCGAUCCGAGCUUGUUCCAACUACGGAAAUCCGACUCCACGAAACCGACUUUACCUGGCAUCAAACCACUUCCGCAAAUUCCAAAAAUGAGCUCAUCUGACAAAGAAUCUCUAUCAGAUAGUGGUGGGGGUGGACAAGGGCCUAAAGAGACACCUCCUACCGAGAAUCCACCAUCAACGAAACAAGGCCAUGUAUCAGCUGCCACAUUUUUAGAUGUUGCUACUUUACGAUGUCUUUUUACUUCUCAAUGGCAAGAAGAAGGUGUAUAUUGGGCAUUGCAUUAUUUGUAUAAUAGAUUGCGAGAUAUAUGUGACGAUAUAUCGAAACAAACUCAACCAAGAAAAAGAAGCAACUCAUUACCUAUACCAAAAAUAGAAGUAUCUGUAUACCAGAGCCCCGAUAUUAAAGAACGAGAUUCAUUAAAAAAUUUUAUGGAGGUUCCAGAAGUCAAAGACAUGUCACCAUUAAACGAAAGUCCAUUUCCGAACGCGCCAAAAAUUGAGGAAGAAUGUAUUAUGUCACGUCGAUCUAGUGAAAAGAUAAAACGAAAAAUGAAAAUGGCUGAUUUAAAAGCAUUCGUUGAGACUAAACUACUCUCUAAAUCUGAAAAAGCACUAGAAAAAAUUGGUCAAGACGACCAUAAGUUUUCAUUUCACACAGCAGUAAGAAUGCUAUCUGACUAUCAUAGAAGCCUAGACAAUGCUGACGACAGGCCUAACUCAGCCCUAGCAAGCAAUUUUCCGCCAUUAGCACCCAGAUUAACGGGUGAUUUCCUACAGUGCAAUCUCAUCAAAGGAAAAAGUAUGCCAAGUUUAAGAUACAUCGGGGAAAUCAAGACAGAAAGGUCCCAUGGGCCUUCUAACACACUGCCUGCAAGUAUACAGAAAAAGAAGAAUCCCAUAAUAACUGUUACUGAACACACACCAACGCCAUCUCCCGAUUAUCUCUCUAAGACAAGACAGGGUUCAAUGGAAUCUCAGAUCGAUUCAGUUAGCAUGCAAGGGUCCCAACACAUGCCUACUCCAGAAAGGAAGCCAAGUCUGACCCGAUCACAAACAGACUCUAAUAUUACCUAUGUUGUAGAGGAGAUACAAGAGGCGCCUGGAAGCUUAUAUUAUAUUACAAAAGAUGGUGAUAUAGAUUUUCAAGUCGUUCUAAAGGCUGUUUACUCAGUAUCUGUUAUGGAUAGCUUCUACAUAACCUUACGAGUAAUGGAAGUAAUGUUGAACUUGGUUGAUACAUUAAUGGAAAUUGGAGUUCACAAAAACUGGCAGAAUAACGUUUCUGAAGAUUUGCAACCAGGAUCGGUGGAUCCAUUAAUGGAUCUAGGAAAAGACAAUAAGGAAAGGGAUUCUGGUUUACCAUGUGCUCAAAGUCAAGAUUCUACUAAUGUAGAAGGUGGUGACAGUACUAAGGAGAAGAAAGAAGAAGAAAAUAUAGAUUGUCCAUAUUUCAUGAUUAUGAAUAUUAUACUCAGACUGCUGCGGCAGCUGGGUUGCUCGCACGGAUGCGCAAGCGCACUUCGCGGGCCGCAAGCGGAAUGCCUACGUGUACAAGCACGCAGCUCAUUACGACAGCUGCGCGCGGCCUCCAUACCCAAGUUCACUUUACGUCUCAAGGAGAUGACCAAGUUUGCACCCAUACGAGAAGUACUCGAUAAUUUGCACGCCACUAUUGGGUUUUGUGUUGAGCCUGCAUCGUUAGUCUCACCUAUGAACCAACAAAAACGUAACAAUGCAAAAUCACCAGAAAUGAGCCAUUUGCAAGCCGGGUACGCGACGAACUUUGGUGCAACACAGGGUGCCAAUGCAAACAGAGCUAUAGAGACAUUCAUAAUAGAGUCUACAUUCAGAGUACUAGUUACCAGGUUCGCAUUAAUGCACAAGGAAUUGAAAAUGCUUGAUAAUUCAGCGUUAUACAGUGAAGUCCGUUUACUUCUAAGCUAUGUAAGAGAAGCUCACGGCGGACAAUUCCGUGUAGUCGCAUUCAGUGCACUAUUAGACACAGCGGAAAGACCGGAUAGUCAACAGAAGGAGUCAAAUAUGCAAACGACAAGAGUGAUAAGGCAUAUCCCUCGUCCGGCGGAUGACGAGCGUGGGUCUGAUACAGGCGCGGAUUCUGGCUGCGCUGCCGAUGAUCGAAGUCAUAAAAAGUUUACCUUCAAGAAGAGAAGUACCUCUUCUACUGGAGCUCAUAGCUUGCUGGAGACAGAAGGCGCGGAGUCAGCUAGUCAGUCGCCGCUGUCGGUGCGCGCGCGUCGCUACCAGCUGACCCCCCGCCAGUCCGAGCGAGCGAUCCCCUCCAUCGCCGCCGCCGCCGCCGCGGCCUCCGCCGCCUCCGCCGGCUCCGCUGCCUCCGCCGAUGUCACGCCCCACCACAAGCUCACGCACUCCAAGUCCAUACCCUCCAAGUUCCACAUCAGCGGAAUUGUGAACUGGUUCCGGCAAAAGCCGCGGGGCCACUCGCUGAUCCGCAACGGCGGCGGGUCGGGCGAGUCGCUGCCGAUGUCGGGCAGCAUGGUGUCGCUGGCGCGGCCGCUGCCCGGGCCCUCCGCUCACCACUCCGCGCGACCAGUACACGUUAAGCGCCGCGUCGGCUACACGCUCAACAGAGCACGGAAGCGAGUAGAGGACAGACUUAACAGAUUUGGUCUAAGAAAAAUGGGGAAGAAACGAGAUGGCAGUAUCGAAGAAACCAGCGGUGGAUAUAUGUCUCGCCGGGGAUCCGCGGAAGGGGGAUCCGGCGGCGGCGAAUCAGAGGUGGUAGUGCUGAAGCGACGGCGGCUGGUGGCAGCGGCGCCGUUAUAUGCGGGGCUGGCGCGGUUCAGCUUCCUGCUUGACGCCACGCAGCCCGGCAGCACGCCUGAUGCACUCUUCAUGGCUGCGCUGCUCGAUUUGCCACACACUGUUGUAGUGGGCAGAGCGGCGAUACUACUGGAAUGUGCCCACUUAGUACACAACUGUAACAAAGGACAAUGGCCUUACUGGCUCAAGUCGAAUAUAGCUAAAAACACUAUGGCCUCAAGUCCUCAGUUAAGACAGCGAUUAGCAGCUAAGCUUUUCUAUCAGUGGGCGGAGGCAAUAGGUAAUAGAUUAGAAGAAAUGUUGGUGGAAGAUAAGAAACAUAUUGAUACAGUUAUCAAUUUAGUGACUGAUCCAGACGGGCAACGAGAACUUUUGCAACAAGAUGAAGAAGAGGACUUUCUGGAUGAAGCCAGUAUCCGGCUCCCCGGGAAACCUAUCGGCGCAGAAUGUCCCCGAGCUCUUCGCCUGGUGGCCUGCGUACUACUCUUUGAAAUAACAGCAUUCCUACGGGAGACUUACCAAAACAUACCGAAGUCUUGCCGCUCGUCGUUAAAGGAAAGAGGACCAUGGGACAGAGUUUACAGAUGGAUGGAAAAACGACGUUUGUUGUGUAAGAAUAAGGCUCUUAGCAGUCAACACACAUUAAUGCCAGUCGAGGAAGCGAACCGCCGCUGGAGCAUGGCUCUGUCGAGUAUGGGGCACUCGCAAGCGUCCGCCCAGAGCUUGCAGUCGAUUGCUUGCGCUGAAACUGAGAGAAAAAUCUCAUUUGUUAUCCAUGAACCAGAAAACGUCUCCGGUGGAAGUAACGCUACACUGGCAGACGCAGUCCCAACGUCGGCGGAUGAUAAGAAGGGUCGACUGGGUUCUCGCAGCAAAGCGGGCAUGCAUCGCCGCAACACGCAACAGGCCCAUGCGUAUGGCUCGAUCAAACGACGCUCGAUCAAACUGAGGCAGAAGGACACGAGAGACGUCGAAGAGUUUGUUGCUAGAAGGUCAGAUUCUAUACAGAGCAGAAGGAAAGUGUCAUCUCUUUCCGAUAGAAGCGAUACCUCAGAAGUUUAUCCAGGGACAGGCGGUACAGUGAUAAUGCCAAACGAGGUGGACAGCGGCGGCGAGGAGAGUCCAGGGGUACUGUCAGACGACCACGACCAUCCUCCUGACAGCCCGGACAGCAACUCCACAGAUCCUCCGGACAACAACAAGGGAUUUCCUUGGCUUAAAGUAAUGGUGAAAUUUUUGAAUUCAUUUAACUAUGUUUGCUGCCAUCAAAACUUCUGUCAUCCUUAUUGCUUCCGGCGUAAUAUGCGAGCUAGUGUCAGACUCAUGAAAUCUGUAUUGAAGAUUUAUGGAGAAAAAUUUGGCCCUGAAGUACAUGCAACUUCGUCGGAAGAGAGCGUAUGUGGCGGACGUCGCGGCCGCCGGACUCGUAAACCAUCUGAACAUUCUACUGAUAGGAUCGACCGGUCGGUGAUCGAGAGCGCGGGGCUGGCGUACCGCGCGGCGGGCGGCGAGGCGCUGCCGGCGCAGGACGCCGCGCCGCCCUCGCGGCCCGCCGCGCUGCCCUACCCGCCGCCCGACCCGCCCGCCAUACUCAAGUACCUCAAGGGACAGGUGCGCGAGGCGUACCACACGCCGCUGGCGACGCUGAUCAAGGGCGCGACGACGAUGAGCGAGGAGCUGUUCGCGGAGUGCGCGCCGGUGGCGUGGCAGCUGCUGCUCGAGCCCGACCGCGAGCUCAGCUCCUGCGCCGCCGCGCUCUUCAUACUCGGCGCGGUCAAGGCGCCGCACACCGCCUCCGACAUCAUGCACAGCGACUUGAAGCACGCCGAGCCGGGAGUCAGAAUCAACGCCAUACUACGAUUCCAAGUGAUGUGGAAACUCCGUUAUCAAGUUUGGCCCCGCAUGGAGGAGGGUGCAUCUGUUACAUUCAAAGUGCCGCCACCAGGCAUCGAAUUUACUCUGCCGUCACCAAAAAUUGGUAUCGAAUCAUUGGCCGUCGUUGAUCCUCCAUGGAGCCCUCAAGUCAAAGACAAAGAUAUGGAAAUGACGUUGAAUCAAGAAAGACACCGUUCUUUAGUGACGGCCACAAAAACUCGCAAAAAACAACAAACGGAAGCGAUAAAGCGCGCGCUGCAACAGCGCAAUGACAAAAAGAGAGCGGAAAGGGAGAGCUUCCUCAUCACCACCAUACCAAUAACGAGACAGGCGGCACGGGAGCCUGCAUUGGACCAUGCCGCCGAUGAUCACAUUGAACCGCCAGCAGAUGAAGAGAUGGUGGAGGGUGUACGAGGAUCACAUCACACGCAAGUUGCCUCUGCUCUAUUUCCAUCUACUCUAUGCUCUGCGGUAGCAGAAAUUAUCUCGUUGUUGGAUGAUGCUGCUGUCUCACGAGAUGGUUGCUCUGUAUAUGAAGUAGCAUAUCAGGUGAUAUGGGGUUGCCUGGUAGAGGACUCUGCUCUUUUCCUCCGCCACGUACUAGAGCGUCUUACUCGCGACCAUCAAGACGAGAUGUUCAAACUGUUGCGUCACCUUAUACGAUUCAUACCACGACUGCCGCAGCAGGCUGCCUUCGCCCUUUAUAACUACAUUAUAGGAUACGUCAUGUUCUACGUGAGAUCCCCGCAUGAAGACGGACAAAGGCUUGUUGGUGCUGCGUUGUCUAUACUGUGGAUGGUCGUGCACAGUGUCCAUGGUAUUAUGUUCAAAGACCUGAAACAAAUACUUCGAAAAGAGCAGUGUGAUGCAUCUAUACUGUUAACUGCUAAUGUGCCAGCUGCAAAGAAAAUUAUCGUUCACGGACCAUCUGAUAAUGAGGGCAGUAUACCAUCUCAGUUUCCAGUACAAGAAGAUACUGUGUUUUCUCAGAUUCUGAAAGAAUCACUAGACUUCUUUAGUAUUCCAGAGAAUUUGCACCGCGAACAUUUUCUUGUAGACUUUAAAACACGUCAAAUCCAUAACCCACAAAGCUACGUCCGCGAUCAUUAUUUCUUCAAGCGCUCACAGUACCCACAAUUGGGCCUUGUACACAUGGAACCUGAAGAAGCUUUCCACAAACUUCAAAAGCAAGAGUUACUGCAGAAAUUUGUCGAGAUCGGCAAAGUACUGCUUACUUGGGCUAUCCUGAAAAAUGUUGAUAUGGUGGUACAACGAGUAGUGUUCUUACAUGAUGAACUUAUGAAGCUGCCAUCAUUCCCACGUAAAGCGCUUGAAGCUGAUUUAGCUUUAUAUAGUGGUGGACCCCUCGGAACUCUUCUGUUGGGUCUAGAUGUUUUACAUAAAUUUAUGUGGGUCCGGCUUAUAGCUCGCAUGUUCGAAGCCAUGGCGGGUAAUUUCACUUCCUCGCGAGAUAUUCACUUAUUCCUGAAUGUUCUGAAUGGUGCGCUAAUGUUACACAGUGAAGACUCAUUGAUACUUAGAUAUGUAAUCGCUACGUAUGUUAACGCCGCCUUCAACUUUAAGAGUAUAUUCUCCACUAAUGGCUAUUUACUUAUAAUGCCCACAUUACUCCAAAUAUACUCCAACUUCCAAACAAAUAAAUUAGUCACCACAACUAUAGAAUACGCUGUAAAACAAUUCUACUUAUUGAAUAGGAAACCAUUCAUAUUGCAAAUGUUUGGAUCUGUAUCCGCCAUAUUGGAUACAGAUGAGGAAUCCACAUAUGGGGAUGCUAGCAAAGUACAAUCAAGCUGCCUAUUCAACCUUUUACUAAGUCUCGAGACCCCAUCCCCGGAUCCUCUUCAUAUAGCUGAACUAAUCAAAGAAGAGAAACCAUUAAAGCCAAUUGAUUUUUGCUACCGUGAUGAAGAAGAAAUGGUCAAUGUUCUGGACUGUAUCAGCUUAUGUGUGAUGGUAGUAUCUUACUCCGCUGAGAGUAUGAGGGGAUAUCAGAUGCUUAUUAUCCUGGAAGCGAUAUUACCGUGCUACGUGAAACAAAUACAGUUACCGACUUACAAUAGAGAAGGGAAAACGGAAAAGGAAAUAAUACAACAACUGGCCAUAGCAAUUAAAACAUUGGUUAAUAACUGCGAAGGAUUGUCUAAGUCUUACAACGGCCCCUACAGAACCUCCCCAGAACACAAAGGGUCAUCUCAAAGAGCCGGCCCGCGAUCCACUGCUGCCACCAUCAUCGGUUUCGAAGAAUCACACUCCAAGUUCGACAAUAAAAUGCCUGUGCCGGAAUAUACAGGUGCUGAGGACUCUGAGUUGGUACGCGCGGAGUACCGUCGGCCACGCGACGUUUUGCUUUCUCUGGUGGGCGAGUUUAUUGGCCGCGCCACCGCUCGCCUGCUCGACCUCAACGGCUCCAAGGGCAGCGGCGGCAGCGAGGGGAAGCCGGUCGAACUGUUGGACUGCAAAUCACAUGCGCGGUUGGCGGAGAUCGCCCACUCGUUACUCAAAGUAUCCCCAUACGACCCCGAGUCCAUGGGGUGUCGCGGUCUACAGCGAUACAUGAUGCAAGUGUUACCGGCUGGCGAAUGGGCCGACGACGCUCUCCGACCAGCGCUCAUUAUGAUUCUACGCAGACUUGAUAAAGUCUUUUUGAAGAUCGCUAAGAAGCCUAGCAUUCGGAGAAACACAGACUGGGAUUCUGCAGCUGUACUGUUACAAGGUGUAUAUGAAACUAUGAUAAGAUGCCCCUAUAUUAUGCACUGGCAGCAAGUCAAAACACUUCUCAAUACAGUACAGGCGCUGAUAGUGUCGGAGAACAAUAGCGGCGAGAACUUAUCAUCUGCGACGGCAGCGCUGAUGUCUCAGCCACCACCGCCACACUUCUGCAGCACCGUCGUCAGACUUAUCGCUUUGCAAGUUAUCAAUACUGGGGAUAGCUAUUCAUUAGAACAAAUGUGCGGAGGCAGCGCGAUAUUUCCAACUGCGGAAAAAACAGAAAACAUGUUAAUGAAUUUGUUUAUGCCUCUUUGUUUGCGCGUCGGCAGCGGCAGAAAAGACGUGCCGCCGCUCCGGCAGUCGGACGUGUCGUACCUGGUGUCGGUGGUGCUGAGCGCGCUGUGUCCGCCCGCGCCGGCGGCCCAGCUCGCCGCCGUCAACGCGAAACUCAACGCGGCCGACGCUCGCGCCAACUCGCUCACGUUCACCGGCAGCCGCGACACCAGGAACACCUCGCGCCUCUCCAACCACACAUACAGGAUCGCCUUCCUAGCGUUGAAGGUGCUAUGCGCAUGCUUCACGAGCGAGCUGUGUUCCGAGUGGGGGCGAAUAGCGCGCGCCAUGCGCGACCUCGGCCGCCGCAACGAAGCCGCACACCACCUGUGGGACUUCCUCGAGCAUGUCGUCACUUAUCGCACGCCGCUGUACAUACUGCUUCAACCGUUCAUCGUACACAAGCUGUCGCAGCCGCCGAUCGGCGACAACGAGCGGCACAUGCAGUUCGUGGUGCGCGAGCGCGUGCGCGGGCUGAAGCUGCCGGCGGCGCGCGCGCGCGGCGCGCUGCUGGCCGAGCUGACGCGCGAGCUGCGCACCAUGCGCGACACGCACGACCAGUACAAGUUCGAACAAAUUGCUGAGAACCUGGGCCAAGCCGGAGGCGGUGGUGCUGGUAAGCGCGCAUCUGAAGUGUUCGGCCGGACGGCGGCGAUGCAGGAGAAGCACCAGCAGCACCGGCCCUCGCUCAUCUCCAUGCUGGUGGGCCGCGGUGGUGCCCUGCCUCGCACGCCUGACCAUCCUUCCGCACCGCUCUCAGCACAAAGAGAAUCACUGUCGAGCAGCUCUACAACAAGUCAGCACAUGCCGACAUUCGAGGUGGCCAUAAAUAGUGGCAGCGGCCGACUCAGCGACACUAGUAAUGCCAACAAUAAUUCUCACAUAGGAUCUAGUAAUUACGGCAGUGACAAACCAGUCGUCAGCACUCCAUCUUAUGCAAACAAUCAAGCAAGGCUACGCUUCGUACCGUCGGUUGAAUUCAAAUUCACUACAGGCGAGACAUCAACAAGUCCACUAUCCCCAUUGUCGGGUGACACCAGCGUGGCAGUGGAGCGCACGGGAGCGGACGCGGAAGCGGAAGCGACAGCGACUCCUACCGACAGCCCCGAGGUGGGAGAGCGGCCGCGGCUCCAACGUGCUCAGGGACCCUCAAAGAAAACCUUUAAAUUUCGCCGCAGCAGGCACGCCAAGCCCGAUGUGUCCCACGUGCGACUAGAGUCGGACGAGUGCUCGUCACCGGGUGCAGAUGGAAUGGACACGACGCCUUUGCGACGGGUAUGCGUAUGGCCGACGCAGCCGCUACUGCAGCCAACCAACGCACACACAGACACCUCCUACGACAGUGAGAUUUCUCAGACAUCCUCCACCUCUGGAUACAGAGAGAGCUACAGCCUGCAAGCGUCGAUGACGGAGUCGCCGGGCGGGUCGCUGCGGUCCCGCGGGGCGGCGCUCGCGUCGCCGGAGGCGGGCCGCAGCGACAGCGCCACGCCGCACGCCAGCCCCGACGGUAAACACGUCUUCCAUCUCUAAGCUGCGACUCGGCCACGUCGUCGGCGGAACGGACAGCGCUACUAGGCGCCGCUAGCCAGCGCUCCUUACUCGGCAGCGAUCUACGUGAUGAAGAUACCCUACUUUAAAGUACAAAUUAUGUAAACAAAUUAUCGAACACCGAGUUGAAUUUCCAAUAAGUAUCUACUACUUCUAUCCAUUUAAUCGUCCAGUCAUAAUCCAUAUUAGUUAUAUGUUAGAACCGUAUAGAUAAAAAAACGUUAUAUUUUGUUUUAGUAAUAUCUAAUUUUUUAUCUAUUAUAAUAUCUAAAUAUUUAGUUUGCUUCUAUUUUUCGAUAUAAAAAAUAGUUAACAAUUGUAAAAGUUCACCGAAACAGUAAAAUUUUACUAACAUAUUUUUUAUUAAUUUAAAAAAGCGCAGACGAGAGAUAAUCUUCGGUAUACAUUUUUGUUCAUCCUUAUUAGUAUUAUAAAUUUGAAGGCGAGUUUGUUUGUUACCUUAUAGCGCCUUAAUAGCUUAGCCAAUCAGUAUGAAAUUUGAUAUACACAUGCUAUAUAGAAUGGAGAAUAAGCUACUUUUUAACCCAGUCAGUAAACUUAUACCGGUCACCAGACGGAGUCGCGGGUAAAAGCCAGUCACAUUAUAAAAUAUUGAAUAACAAAUACACUAUAAACCACAUGUGUUUAAACGAGUAUGUAAUUUAAACAAAAAAUAAACCUCGUCUACAGAAGUCUAUAUGAUUAUGAUAGUACUAUUUGAAAGUAUAAGAAUAAAUUAAAUAAAUAAAUCAGACAAAUAUUUGUAAAAAUACAGCUGACAAUAUAAAAUCAAUGUUAGUAAACUAAUCCAGUGAAAUAAUUCUAACCGCUCAUAGCUACUGUGCUAAUGACAAAAAUAUACUGCCCGCCGUCAUAGGCUUCCAGAAUAAACCCUUUCCAAUAUUCGGAUAAACUAUAUGGAAAUCUGUCUCAAUAUAAUGUUAUAGUAGGUAAUAAUUAUGUAUAUAUUUUUUUAUUUUAUUUAAUAUUUAUAAUAUUCUAAAAAUAGUAUAACUAAACUACAAUUAUAUAGUUGAACUAUCCAAUAAAUUACAUGAUAUUCUGUGUUAUGGCUAUUACAUUCCUAUAUAGAUAAAAUAUAGAUUAAUAUUACGUAUAUAAUUGUCCAUGAUUACAAAUGCUAACUUCUGGUAAGUACUUAGAAUACCUACUUUAGAAAAUAUUAAAUAAAUUGCAAUAUUAUAAAUUUUAUUAUUUAAAUGUACUGUGAGGCUAAUAUAACCUAAAGCUGUCAAAUAUAACAAAUGAAAUCAUUCAGCUAACUGAAAUAAUGAUAAUUUCAUUUGUAACUGAACACCAAUUAAUAUAGCCUCCCACUAAAACUUUCACAAAAAAGGAGUAAAAUAAAAUAUAAAUUUAGAAAAAAAAUAUAAUUGUUAAUUAGUAUUAAUACUAAUUGUAAACAAAGAGAAAUCAAUUUCUCAUGUGUGUCUAGCCAAAAAUGUGAUAAUUUUAUUGAUUUUAUUAUUUACAGUUUUAGAAAAUUUUAAUAAAAGAAAUGUUUGAAU